Dothidotthia symphoricarpi CBS 119687 is the source of this 2427-nucleotide messenger RNA. RefSeq lists its product as uncharacterized. NCBI's taxonomy places the organism in Eukaryota, Fungi, Ascomycota, Dothideomycetes, Pleosporales, Dothidotthiaceae. The record is from RefSeq and is a predicted model, not a curated record. Bases 1 to 2427 code for a protein of 808 amino acids. The transcript is spliced from 4 exons.
AUGUCUGGUCUUGAGGUUGUCGCUGCCGUCUCGGCAGUGAUUUCAGCAUUCCAUGGCGGAUCAGAGCUUCUCAAGCAUCUGAAGCAGAAGCGUCGCAACGCGCGAACUCAGGCGCAACAAGAGUUUGAAGAGCGACAGCUGCAGGAUUCGCUCGAAACCGGUGAACACCAAAUCGGGUUUCGCUAUGCGCAAGAUAUGAAAGAACUUGGCGACCAUAUACGGGUCGGCGAUGCUGUCGCUCGAGAUCGUCUCUUACACAUUGCUGUCAUCAUGCAGGCAGAGAUAAUCAAAAGUCUACAGAUGGCAGUGAAGUACGAGAACGCCGUACUAAACCUCAAGAUCCUACAUGAGGCUUCGAUCAUGAAUCGCAAGGACACAUUCGUGACUUUGGACGAGCUGAAACAAAGGAUCCUGGUCACACGACCUCUGACACGGCAGCUGCAGCAAAUGCCUAGAGGCCCGACGAACCGCUUCUCUGAGACGUCGGUGCAUACAAUGCAGGCGAACAACUAUUCCCCGACGAGUCCGAUACCAGAUAACUAUAUCCCAACAGCUGUGACUAUCUCUACGCGGGCGAACUCGAAGGAAGAAAAACGCGGUUUAGCGCAUUAUUUCCAGAUGAAACGCAGGAAUAGCAUGUCUACUUCAUCUGCCGCUGGUCCUUCCAACACGUCUGUACAGGCUGCAAACAUCAACUUCAGUGCUGCGCUUGAACAAUUGGUCGAUGCGAGGGGGACGGAAGAUCGUGCAACCAUUAUGGAAGAUAUUGAUGAAAUCAUAUCCUCGUACAAGAGUCUACAGGUCAAUCACGGGCCAAGUGACCCGUGGAGUGGGCAUCAAAAUCUUGCGAGGCGGGAUACCCUGGCUACACUCAACGCAAACGAAUCAAACCAAAGAAAUUCAACGGGGUUAAAUGGAGACGCGAUGCAAAUGCUCCAAAAUUCACCCCAGACCUCGGAGGAGAACAGGGCGGAUGGACCACUGCUACAUCCAGCGUUCAACCAAAACUUCUUCGGUGCACAGCACGAUCAAGGGUUUUGCAAUCAACAGUACAUGGCCAAAAGUCCAUUUCGCCACAUACAACAGCAGUCGGACCAGCACCGUUGGUCAACUACAUCUGCUUCGAGUUCGACACACUCCGAGGCCCAAUCACUCGAUCGUAACAGCUCAAGCUCGUCGAAGAGAUCACUCACACAAACCCCACCACAUUCCCCACAGCCCGACCACUCUUGUCAUUCGCCCUUGUCAAUGCCAUCCCAUACGCAAUACCAACAAGUCAACGCAAAUGGUAGUAUUCAUUCGCCACCUCUCACUCCUUAUACGUCUGCGGAUCUGACAUUUACGACACCCAUUGCGCCAUUAUCACCCCAACAACCAAGACGUGCAUCGAGUACAUCUACAAACACACCACUGUGGAUGGAAACAUCACCCCAUGCACCAAACGCAUCUCGUAUGAACAUGAGUCCAGUAUCACAAACGCAAUUUACCACACCUCAUCAACCUCACUCACCUUCUCCUACCUCCUUCACAUCGUCACGUCAACUUUCAACACCCUGCAUACAAGAAGAAGACAAGAACACCAAGCCGCCACGGCCGCGCUACCACCUAACCCCAUCUGUCGUACGUGAUACGGCGAGUACGCAUAGCGACGCCAGUGAAUGUACCAUAACGGCAUCCGUGUUUGCAACAGCUGCAGCAACGGCCACCGCGACAGCGACAGCCCCUGCCGCCGCCGGUUUGCGACAUGACAGCGCUUCGGCGCCGUCGAGAACAUCCACUGACAGUAGUCUCUCAGCAACGAUGGGCAUCCUUCCUGGCCGUAGUGGUCUCCGCGGUUCUAUACGCUCCGACACUAUCCAAGGUGGACCUGCCGAUAAACAAAACAUGAUGGAUGGCCGACCCUGUAAGGACAACAACUACUGGGGCUUCUGCAAGGGCGCAUGGGCGGUCCGAGAAGAUGUCAAGAAGGGCCUUGCAAUGCGCACACUACCUCAAGGAAUGUACAACACGAAAACAAUUUGGGAAUGCCAGACAUGCAGCUUCAAAGGUGACACAUUCUCCGCGCCACACCCUACCAAGAAGAAUAAGAGGGAAAUGGUCGUCGACCCUCAGAUUUACAAAUCAAAAGCUGGCGUACGGUAUCGCUGGAUAUUUCUCGCAAAGAGCCACGUAAAGAAGAAAACAUCAGAGGGAUCGUAUGACGAUGGAAAUUAUGGUUGUGUGUUUUGCUCAGUUGAGGGUAAUGUCACUGGGAUCUAUGGAUCUGUGGAAACCUUGAUGAACCAUGUUUGGAGUCAGCAUGUAGCGGGUAUGUCUGAGAAGACGAGGUUGAAGACAAGGUGCAUAUUGGGUAGGGUGGCCGGAGCGGAUGAAACGUUUGAUAUCAACAUUCCUAUCUUCACACAAGUACAGGAGAUGGAGAGUUGA